GAGCGGACAAGAGAAAAGAUAGGAAGUGGAUUAAAAAAAUUCCAUCGCGUAUAUCCUCAGCUGCAAAAUAUUGAAAAAUAAUAAAAAAUUAAUAUCGUGAAGUAUUUUUUUCAAUCAUAAAUCAUGGUCGUGGACAUAACAUUGCGUCGAGAACCAAGCCAGCCAUUUGGCUUUCGUCUAAUUGGUGGUAGUGAUUUUGAAAUUCCCUUGACAGUGUCCAGAGUUGUUGAGGGUGGAAUUGCACAUAGAGCUGGAAUGCUUGAGGGUGAUGUAGUCGUUCGAAUUAAUGAUAAUCCAACUAUAAAUAUGAGUCAUGAAAGUGCACACGACGAACUUGUCGCAGCUGGAGAUGAAUUUACUGUCAGUGUCCUACGUGCAACGAAUCUUUUGGCAGAUGGUAGUGCUGUGGAUGCAACGGAACAGCAAGAUACAACUGUUGCUGAUGCUGAUACGAAACAGGAACAGGAGAGAAUUGAUAAAAUCAUACCUGACAAGCCCGUGACAGACGAGGAAAUUGCUGAAUUGCUCAGUGGGGAAGCAGAGUUAUUGAAAGAACAUGGAGUUCUGGGUGUCAAUUUUAAUCGUAUGAUGCCAAAGUCAGGUGUCUUUAAGCGCAGUGAAGUCUUUCAAGUUCUCAACGAUCAGCACUUGCAAGCAAAAGAGAUUGAAGAAAGUCAACGUUGGACAACAUUUUUACAAAAGCCAGAACGACCACCACCAGAGCCAAGAAAUGCGAAUAUCUUUAAAAACACAUAUAGACCAGUCAUUGUAAAACAACCGAAGCCUAAAUGUGCACCAGACUAUCGAACAACUCCACCUCCUGAACCAGUUCAAGUACAAGUUCAAGCAUCAAAUGAAUUUGUCAACAAUGAAAUUGUCGAAGAAAGGCAUGAAGAAGAAGUUCAGGAAAUUGUUCAAGUUCAAGAGCAACAAUUUACAACAGAAAUGUCAUCUGAAACUAUCAUUACAUCGACUGAAAUGACGUCAACAACAACAACAGAACUCGUUACAUUCGAGGAGCUUGCUGCCGAUGCUACAGGUGAUGCAGUCAAUGAAGAAUUAGUUGCUGAAGAAAUUAAAAGUCAAUCGGAUGAAGUGAGUAUCGUAAGUUCCGCAUUCGCUGAGCAACUUGAGAAUGUACAAUCUCAAUUGAUGGCAUUGAGUCACUUGCCAAAAACAAUUCAAUCAACCCUGGAUGAAAUAACAAAACAAUUACAAUCAUUGAUACCGACGUCCAAAUUAUACAAGCAGAAAUCUGUUGAGCCCGAAAAUAAUUCGACAGCUGAGGAAAAUACGAAGGCAAAUGAAGAAACAGUUGAUACAACAGCAGUGACAGAUCAAGUUGUUGUUGAAAGUACAAUUAGUGCAGUUGAAAACACUACGACAGUAACAGAGACAGUUGAAGUUGAAAUUGUUAAUCAGCAACAGCAACAGAUAGAACAAAUGAAUCAAGAAGAAAUGGAACAUCAUCCAACAAAAGAUGAGAUUGAUGAAUAUGAAGAAUCUCAAAGAAAGUUCCGCGAAUUGUGGGAAAAGAAACGCGAGAAACAGGAGCCAGUCGAUGCCAAGACUGAAUUGACAGCUGAAUUGAAGCAAAAAGUAACAGAAGAGCGAGUAAUUAAGCAGAAAAGAGCUAGAAAUUUUCGUGGAUUACAACCACAAGAACGACCCAUCAUUUUGCCAGGAGGUCGUAAGUGGAAGAACGAAAAAGACGCAAUGAAUGACGAGUUGAUUGCUGAAAUUAUUUCCUCACAGGCUGAACUUAUUAUGGGCACAACACUUGGAAGUCACCAUUAUGAAAGUCCAAUUUUGACCUUUGACGACAGAGUCAACUUCCUUAAAUAUCAAAAGCCUGAGAAAGACUUGAGCUUCCUGAAGAAUUCAGAGACUUAUCGUCAAAUUCAUCACAUGGUCCAACAUGAGAAUGGCAUUGAAAAGAGACCUGCUAUGGUUGCCGCUGAGGAGGAUGUUUUGAAAUGUGCAUCACCAAAUCCAUUAAAUCAGAACUCAUCUUAAUCACUUCACCAAAUCAAAAUAAUAUAAAAAUAUGAAUAAUUCUCGAAGUUAAUUGAUUCAUCCAUCGACCGACAUGCACUGAUAAAGAAAUAUUUUUAUAAUAAUUUAUUCAUAUUACUAAUUAUGAGAGUCAUUUGUAGCUACAAUCUAAUUUAAUGGUCAACUAUUAAUUGGGUUUAAGGUGAAAUAAUUUGAUUGUUGUAAGGAAUAAGAAGUUUUGUUGUGUUUUGAUGGUUUAAUAGCGUGAAUGCUUCAUAUAAAUUGUAAGAAUUUUCCGGGGGACAAAGUUUUGGUCUGAAAACUAAUUGACUCAACUU
This is a messenger RNA of Chironomus riparius, 2333 nucleotides long. The record is from the annotation of a GenBank genome assembly. Lineage: Eukaryota; Metazoa; Arthropoda; Insecta; Diptera; Chironomidae.